Molecule: messenger RNA, 2656 nt
Organism: Onthophagus taurus
Lineage: Eukaryota; Metazoa; Arthropoda; Insecta; Coleoptera; Scarabaeidae
Gene: Task6
Product: TWIK-related acid-sensitive K[+] channel 6
Biological process (GO): stabilization of membrane potential; potassium ion transmembrane transport
Cellular component (GO): plasma membrane
Molecular function (GO): outward rectifier potassium channel activity; potassium ion leak channel activity
Source: RefSeq, a predicted model, not a curated record
GUAUACCGCGUGUACAGCGGCAAGUCGCAAAAAGCUCCCGUUCGAAAUCGGUGCACACACACAACAAUUGUGCCAAAUAUCGUCCUCCUUUUUAAUACUUGCAGUAGUUUCAGUAGUUUCGGCGUAGCCGAUAGGUAGUAGUUACUUUAGUAGGAUAAUGGCUUUUUAGGUGUAAAUUUCAAAGUGAACCGAAACGAUCUCAUUCAUCUCCGAACACCUCGCAGUGCGUUUGCGGUGAGUAGUCCAUUUUCCGAAGGGAACUAAAAUUUAUCUCUGUGUGACAAAGGGUGCUCUCGGGAGUGUGUGUGUGCGAUUUUAAUAUGCGCAUAACGAUCAAUUUCGAUGGUUAUAUAUAAAAUUAUCGCAAUAAUAUUACUACAACAUUCUGAUAAUGGAACUUGGAGGGUAAAAUGUGCAGGAUGAGGCAACACAGUGCGGGGGGCAGCUAGCAGCGCGGGAGCCCCCCGGGCCCACUAUGACGCGCGCUAGAUAAUGAAGAAGCAAAACGUUCGCACGCUCUCUCUUAUCGUGUGUACCUUCACGUAUCUCCUAAUUGGCGCGGCUGUCUUUGACGCACUCGAAUCCACAGUAGAAAGCAAGCGAAAGGACGUACUUCAAGAAAUAGAGCAGAUCAUUCGUAGAAAGUACAAUAUAAGUGACGAGGACUUCCGAAUAAUGGAAACGGUGGUUCUCAAGUCGGAACCGCAUCGCGCUGGCAGACAAUGGAAGUUUGCUGGCGCUUUUUAUUAUGCUACUACUGUGCUAACCACUAUCGGAUAUGGCCAUUCCACGCCUACAACUAUCUCUGGAAAACUAUUCACCAUGUGUUAUGCCAUGAUCGGUAUUCCAUUGGGAUUAGUCAUGUUUCAAAGUAUUGGCGAAAGAGUUAAUAGGCUUAGUAGUGUGAUAAUUCGUUCUGUUAAAUCAUCUUUACGUUGCCGCCAAACAAACGCGUCAGAAUUGGAUUUAAUCUGCGUAGUAACAACAUUAAGUUCAUUAACGAUUGCCGGGGGAGCAGCCGCUUUUUCACGCUACGAAGGAUGGAGUUAUUUCGAUUCAGUUUAUUAUUGUUUCAUCACCCUUACAACAAUUGGAUUUGGAGAUAUGGUUGCUUUGCAAAAGGAUAGUGCUUUAAGCGAUAAACCGGAAUACGUUAUGUUUGCCCUUAUUUUUAUAUUGUUCGGAUUGGCGAUUGUGGCAGCUUCAUUAAAUUUGUUAGUACUUCGAUUUGUUACCAUGAAUACAGAAGAUGAACGUCGCGAUGAAGCGCAAGCAAUGCAAGCUUUGGCUGGAGCAGUGAGAUUAGAAGGUGAUGUUAUCACUGCAAAUGGAUCUAUAUUAAGCGGACAUUUAGGACAUAAUCAUUUUCCUGUUGAGACUGUUUCAAUAGACGAAGAUCAGUCAGUAUGUAGUUGUCAUUGUGGGUGUUUUCCUAGUGGAGGAAAAGGAUCUCAUCUUGGGUAUAGAUCUCCAACCCAAAUUCGGCACUUGCUUCCAGUUUUGCCGAUGCACGAACUUCAUCCUCCUCAAGGGCCUUUAAUAGCACAACCCGCUAUUUAUCCGAAUCACAGAGCCUCUAUAUGACGACUUGACUACAUCGAUUAUAGUUGAAUCGUGAUUGUGAUUAUCUAAGUAAUUAUUAGAACAUUAAGAGUUCACACAGACUAUUUAUCUAAAAUAUUGUGUAAGUUUUUUAACUUAGUUUUACUUUUUAGUUUUUAUUUUGUCGUUUUUGUUUCGAUUUAUUUGUCCGAACGAAAUGACAAGAAAUUUACUUAAAUGUUUUCAAUGAAUUGAUUCAAAUUUGAGGGAAAACAUUGGGAAAUUUUUAAUGCACGUUUAAGGUAAAAAUAAAAAUAAUUAACACAAUUUGUAAAACAUGGAAAACAGGGGUAUCUUAAAAAUAAUUUCUAAUUACGGGUUGUCGACACAUACAGCAAGUGAGAAAAGGGAACAAACUAACUAUUUGUAAUUGUCGAAUUAACUAGAUAUCAAAUUAUUACUUAAGAUACUUGCUCCUUCAUUUCUAUGAUGUUUAAAGUUUUACCAAAACGGAGGCGAUUAUUGAGGACGUAUAACGUGAAUGAGUGUUAAAUAUUGUUCUUAAUGAACAAUAACAUUCCAAUUGACAAUUUGGGACUGAUUUUAUAGUGCUUCCUAUAUUUGCAACGUUUCGAACUGUAACGUCUCCCGCUGGACAACCACAAAACCAGAAACCAACUGAAUGUCUUCUUCCUACUACUUAAAUCAGAACUGCUUAAGAGACUACAAUUAUUGAACUACUAUUAUCACUGAAAAUUUUUAUCUUCCUCAUUACACUAAUGAUAUUUUGUAUUCGUUCUGUAAGUUAGUUUAUAAGGUAAAUAAUAAUUUAACAUUGCCAAAAAAGCAACAUUUGUACCGAUGUAUUGUGUGUUUUAUCUAUUGUAUACGCUUGUUAUAGUUAGUGAGGCGUUUGUUAAACGUUUAUCUGGGUCUGAAAUGUUGUAGAUUUUAGAGUAAGUUUUAUACAAAAAAAAUGUUUUGACAUUAUAUUGUUCAUUAUUUAUUAUUGACAUAGUGUAAGAUAGGAAAACAGUGCUUGAUAACUCAUCUUAUGGUACAUAAGGUACUUCGUCUAUCGAUUAACCAAAAAAAAAAAAUUAUAAACAAAUAA